GUGGAGUCAUGUCUGCUACAGUCAGAAACGUUACUUUUUCUUCUUUGCGAUAUUAUCGACACAUUCAACGAGGAAUUACGAAACCAUCACAGGCAAGAGCAGCAAGUUCAUCAAGUGAUUCCACAAACAGGAACUGUUUACCUGAAGUUGGAGUAUCCAAGAAAAAUGGUACCAUUGUUUGUUAUCACCCAGAGCCAGUAAUUCCAUAUGAAUACACCUUACCUCUGCCAAGAAAAGAAGAAGAACUAGGAGAGGGAAAUUCAGCAUUGAACAUGCAAGUUCAGCGAAUGGAAAUGCUGAAGUUCAGAGAGGAUGGGCCUACACGUCAAGAAUUAGCCAGUAUGUUCCAUACAACAAAACAUCAGUGGUACCCAAAUACUGCAGACAAGUACAGGAAGCCUAACCCACCAAAGGAUCGAGACGCUAUUUGAUGCAGAGAACAAAAUGACUUUCUUAAUAUUGAAAAUGUUCUAUUGUUGUGAAUAAAAUAAUCAUUAUCUAG
Messenger RNA from Ylistrum balloti, 502 nucleotides. RefSeq names its product large ribosomal subunit protein mL42-like. The record is from RefSeq and is a predicted model, not a curated record. The transcript is spliced from 6 exons. Gene Ontology annotation, cellular component: mitochondrial large ribosomal subunit. NCBI's taxonomy places the organism in Eukaryota, Metazoa, Mollusca, Bivalvia, Pectinida, Pectinidae. Bases 9 to 431 code for a protein of 140 amino acids.